This is a messenger RNA of Scutellospora calospora, 1092 nucleotides long. Lineage: Eukaryota; Fungi; Glomeromycota; Glomeromycetes; Diversisporales; Gigasporaceae. The record is from the annotation of a GenBank genome assembly.
AUGUCUACAUUUGAAAAUAUAUUUAGAGAUUUUCCUUCUUAUGAUACUUUAAAAUUUCGUACAUUUACUAAACUUGCUGCAGAAAAAGCUCAAAAUUGUGGAACUUUAAUUAAACCUGAAUAUUCUCAUCUUAUACCAAAUCAAUAUCAAUUAUGUGAUCAUCAUUAUCUUAUUAUUGUAGAACCAAAUAGAAAAAAUUAUAAUAAUUCUACAAUUAAACAAAAUUUUCAAAAUUUACAAAAGUUUUCUGAACUUAAAUGGGAUGAUAUUCAUUUAGAAAUUUUAGAUGAUAAAGUUUGUAUUCCUAAACAAGAUUUUUUAAAAUUAGUUUCAAAUAUUGAAUAUUUACAAGAAAAUCAAAAAGAUGAAAUAAUUGAAACUAUUAAUGAAAGUUCAGAAAAUAUUCAAACUUUUGAAAAUAUUGAUAAAAAUAUUGAAGCUAAUACUGAAGAUCAUUUUGAAAAAAUUAAUAAAUAUUUUAAUGAAGAGUUAAAUUAUUUAUAUAUAUUUAAUCUUGAUAAUUUUCAUUCAAUUCAUGAAAUACGUAGACCAGAUGCAACUUUUUUAUAUUCAGUUAAACAUUUUGCAACAUGUACAGCUAAAAAAGUUAAUUUAUCACUACUUAUUUUAGCAAAUUAUAAUAAUAUUUCUUUAUUUAAUUCAGUUAAUAUUGAUGCACAAAAUCUUUGUAGAUAUUUAAAAGAAAAAUAUAGUUCAUUAUUUGAUAUUAGUUAUAAUAAUUCAAAAUCUCAAUGGAUAUCUUAUUCAUCUUUAGAAUUAAUAUAUUUAUCUAAAGAAUUAGGAUAUCAAGAUAAUAGUUUUAAAUCUUUUCAUUAUUAUCUUCCAGCACUUGGAGUUACUGUAUCUACAAAACAACUUCCUUGUAGAUAUUCUACUAAAAAAAUUCCAUCUUUAAAUAAUUGUGAUUUAUGUGAUUCUAAUUUAAAAGAUGAAUUUCAAUCAGAAGUUUUGAUUUGUAGUCAUGGAUAUCAUUCAAUAUGUUAUAAUAUUAUGGAAAGAAGAUUAUUAAGUGAUAAAGAUAAAGUAGAAAAUGAAUUUAUUAAUAAAUUAGUUGAUGUUUUAAAUUGGUAA